Messenger RNA from Drosophila arizonae, 734 nucleotides. Its product is annotated as arylalkylamine N-acetyltransferase-like 2 pseudogene. Lineage: Eukaryota; Metazoa; Arthropoda; Insecta; Diptera; Drosophilidae. The record is from RefSeq and is a predicted model, not a curated record.
GUUAGUUCUAUGACCAAAUCAAAAUACUAAACAUGUCAAGCGCGCUGGGCACAAAAGAUGGCAUACUCAUCCGUAUUAUGGAGGUGUCGGACUAUCAGAACGUCAAGCUAUUUAUGGGCAACAAUUUCUAUAAUGGCGAACCGUUGUGCGCGUCUUCGGGCGAGAAUGUGCAGAGAUGCUAUGAGAAGGAGAACGACGAAUAUCACAUUUCCAUGAUAGAGCAGGGCACCUGCCUCUUGGCUCUGGAUGAAAACAAUGAUGGACGCAUUGUGGGCUUGGUGCUGGCUGGUGCACAGGUCCCCAGCGAUUUGGAUAAGCAUCGCGAAGAGGCCGCCGCCAUGGAGCCAAAUACUUGGGGACGCAUUGCGGUAUUUCUGUCCAAAGUGGAAAUCGAAGUCAAUCUCUUCAAGCGUUACAAUGUCUCCAAGCUACUCUACUCCCACGUAACGAAUGUGGCUGCCUCAAUGCGUGGCAAAGGACUGGGCGCACGUCUGGCUGCCGCGCUCAUGGAAGUGGGUCGCUCCAAGGGCUACCCCCUGAUGGUGGCCUACUGCACCAGCUUUUAUUCGGCACGCCAGAAACAAGCCCUGGGCAUGGAGUGCGUCUACGAGAAGGCCUAUGCGGACUACAAGGAUGACAACGGAAAGGUUGUGUUCAAUCCACCUGCACCACAUACACAUAUACGUAUCAUGGUUAUAAAACUCUGAGCAGUUUAUUCCAUGACUCGAUAUACU